Xenia sp. Carnegie-2017 is the source of this 1682-nucleotide messenger RNA. RefSeq names its product trafficking protein particle complex subunit 13-like. The record is from RefSeq and is a predicted model, not a curated record. Bases 37 to 1263 code for a protein of 408 amino acids. The transcript has 14 exons. Gene Ontology annotation, cellular component: TRAPPIII protein complex. Lineage: Eukaryota; Metazoa; Cnidaria; Anthozoa; Malacalcyonacea; Xeniidae.
AUAACGCUGGUCAUUAAUAUUGAAGGCUCAGUCAAAAUGGAGACGGCCACGGUGCAUCUACUUGAAAUAAAAGCAACUAUGUUAACAAAGCCAUCUUUAUACACAUCAAUCCCAAUUGCUGUGGAGAAACACGAUCUACCAGGUAAAGCAUUUUCUGAAGCCUUUACGAAGGAUAUUGGUAUUUCCAAAGGAUUGGAGAAUUUUGCACUUGGCGAGAUGCUUGUCCUGUCACAGGCAUUAGGAAAUAUUUUCCUUGGAGAGACAUUUUCUGCUUUUAUCUGUGUGCAUAAUGAUAGCAAUCAAAUUGCCAAAGAUAUUGUGAUAAAGACUGAUUUACAGACGUCCUCACAAAGACUGACGUUACUUAGUGCAACUAUCAAUGAACCUGUGCCCAAAUUAGAUCCUUCAGAAAGCAUUGAACAAGUCAUACAACAUGAAGUCAAAGAACUUGGAAUGCAUUUACUCGUUUGUGCAGUCAGUUAUACGUCACCAAAAGGAGAAAAGAUGUUUUUCAGAAAGCUUUUUAAAUUUAAUGUGAUCAAGCCGCUUGAUGUCAAAACAAAAUUUUAUCCAGAGGAAAAUGAGAUGUACUUAGAGGCUCAGGUCCAAAACAUUACUAAAGUUCCUUUGACAAUGGAGUCGGUAAAGUUUGAACCAUCUCUGCACUAUACUUCAGAGGACCUCAACGAUCUCACCAGUCCUUUUCACGUUGGAAAGAGUUUUCUUCUCAACCCGAAUGACACCUAUCAGUAUUUGUAUCGCAUAAGAACAAAAUAUUCUUCCACAAUGCAAGAAAGAGUUAAGUCUCCUUCUUCGGCUGUCGGCAAGCUCGACAUUGUAUGGAGAUCGGCCAUGGGAGAAAAGGGACGAUUGCAAACUAGUCAGUUACAGAAAGCUCCAUUCACAGUGCCCGAGUUGAAUCUUAAGAUCACAAAACUACCCGAUGCAAUUUGCGUGGAGAAGAAAUUCGAAAUGACUUGUACCUUACAGAACACAAGUGAAAGGAAGUUUGACUGUCAACUGUUGAUGACUAAAUCAAAAGAUGGUGGUAUUGUGUGGUGCGGUACAUCUGGCAAGAGACUGGGAAUCUUAACACCUGGCACAUCGAUUGGAUUACAGUUGCAAUUUCUUCCUUUGGCAACAGGUUUACAGACUAUCGGAGGAAUCAAAAUAUUGGACAGUAUAACAUCCAAAACUUACAGCUUCGACGACAUUGCCAAGAUAUUUGUAUACGCUUCUCUACAAUCGCCUUUUCCGACUUAAAAACGUUACUUGUAAAUUUUGUGAAUAAUUAUCAACGCACGCUGCCCACUGAUAAGGGUUCUGUCGUACGUGUAGGGAUACUAUUGUGAGUGUUACAAAUAAUGCGUUGUGCUAUGAAUUCUAGCCGAUCAAGGUAAGCACACCAGCAUUUUUUGUGAUAAAAACAAUAGUAUGAAUAUUCCAUGUGUAUGGAGAAAAUAGAAAUGUUUUCGCAAGUAUGGAGUACUAAUGGACUGCAACUACUGUAAGGUAUUCAGAGAGUGGUAUUAGGUCAAAAUCAACACGGUUCCCAUAUAUUUCUCACUAAUCAAGGUAGAUCUCAGGACAUGCUAUUCCAGAAUAUAGUGCAAUGUUUAGCCAAGAGAUAUCUUACGCCGUUUGCAAUUCUUUACGGAAUAAAAUCAGACUAAGUCAAAAAA